AUGAUGGAGGUAAAACAAGAAGAAGAUAAACUUAAAUUCAUAAGUGAAAUGAAACAUUUAACAUCACUUGAUAUUGCUGACAAUCAAAUUGGUGAUGAGGGAUCUAAAUUCAUAAGUGGAAUGAAACAUUUAACAUCACUUAAUAUAGAUCGCAAUCAAAUUGGUGUAGAAGGAGCCAAACUCAUAAGUGGAAUGAAAUCAUUAAUAUCACUUAGUAUUGGUGAUAAUCAAAUUGGUGUAGAAGGAGCCAAACUCAUAAGUGGAAUGAAACAUUUAACAUCACUUGAUAUAAAUCGCAAUCAAAUUGGUGUAGAAGGAGCCAAAUCAAUAAGUAGAAUGAAACAAUUAACAUCACUUAAUAUAUAUUACAAUCAAAUUGGUGCUGAGGGAGCCAAAUCAAUAAGUGGAAUGAAACAAUUAACAUCACUUGAUAUUGGUGGAAAUCAAAUUGGUGUAGAAGAAUCCAAAUACAUAAGUGAAAUGAAACAAUUAACAUCACUUGAUAUAUAUAACAAUCAAAUUGGUGUAGAAGGAGCCAAAUCAAUAAGUGGAAUGAAACAAUUAACAUCACUUAAUAUUGGUUUCAAUCGAAUUGGUGUAGAAGGAUCCAAACUCAUAAGUGAAAUGAAACAAUUAACAUCACUUAAUAUUGGUUCCAAUGAAAUUGGUGUAGAAGGGUCCAAAUUCAUACCUGAAAUGAAACAUUUAACAUCACUUAAUAUAUAUUACAAUGAAAUUGGUGAUGAAGGAUCCAAAUACAUAAGUGAAAUGAAACAAUUAACAUCACUUGAUAUAUAUUACAAUGAAAUUGGUGUGGAAGGAGCCAAAUACAUAAGUGAAAUGAAACAAUUAACAUCACUUGGUAUUAGUGAUAAUCAAAUUGGUGUAGAAGGAGCCAAAUUCAUAAGUGAAAUGAAAUUAUUAACAUCACUUGAUAUUGCUGACAAUCAAAUUGGUGAUGAGGGAUCUAAAUUCAUAAGUGAAAUGAAAUCAUUAACAUCGCUUAAUGUUAAUUCCAAUCAAAUUGGUGAUGAGGGAGCCAAACUUAUAAGUGGAAUGAAACAAUUAACAUCACUUAAAAUAUAUUACAAUCAAAUUGGUGAAACUUUAUUAAUGUCUGUUAUAUCAAUAACAGCUGAGACCAAAUCUUUAGACUAA
Naegleria gruberi is the source of this 1158-nucleotide messenger RNA. RefSeq lists its product as uncharacterized. Gene Ontology annotation, cellular component: perinuclear region of cytoplasm; cytosol; nucleus. The transcript has 2 exons. The coding region runs from base 1 to 1158 and encodes 385 amino acids. Gene Ontology annotation, molecular function: small GTPase binding; GTPase activator activity. NCBI's taxonomy places the organism in Eukaryota, Heterolobosea, Eutetramitea, Acrasida, Naegleriidae. The record is from RefSeq and is a predicted model, not a curated record. Gene Ontology annotation, biological process: activation of GTPase activity; nucleocytoplasmic transport.